AUGGAUAAGUGGCUUAAUAUUGCAACAUCAAGCAAAAGAAGUUGUGCUCGAAAUCCUAUACCAUCGACCUCUACUUCAGAGUCAGAUUGUGCGGUGAUCCAAGACGAUAAAGUCCCUACCAAGAUACGAAAACUUGUAAGAAAAUAUGAUCCUGAGUACAUUAAUAUUGGAUUUACAGUGACAGAUGUAAAUAAUGAGCCGCGACCACAAUGCGUGAUCUGCUUUGAAAUUUUAUCGAACCAAAGCAUGAAACCCUCAUUACUAAAUCGUCACCUUACCACGAAACAUAAUGCGUUAGUAAACAAACCCAAGGAUUUUUUCAUUCGAAAAUUAUCCGAAAUGAAAGGCACUAAGAACAUCAUGUCUUCGUUUACUGGCAGUACAGAAAAAUCUGUGGAGGCAUCUUUCUUAGUUAGUUUAAGAAUAGCAAAAUCUGGAAAAGCUCAUACAAUUGGCGAAGAGCUGGUGUUGCCUGCAGCAAAAGAUAUGGUUACUUGUAUGUUGGGUGAGAAGUCAGCUAAAAAGCUAGAUAUGAUAUCGCUAUCUAACGAUACCGUUCGCCGCAGGAUUGAAACUAUGGCAUUAAAUGUUAAAAAUCAAUUAAUAGAUCGUGUGAAGCGUAGUGAAUUUUUUGCGAUACAACUCGAUGAAAGCACAGAUGUAACAAACUAUGCUCAACUUAUGGUGUACGUGCGGUAUAUACAUGCAAAUACAAUUAAGGAAGAUUAUUUAUUCUGUGAGGCGCUACCAACUCGAACUACAGCGGAUGAAAUAUUUAAGAAGCUGAGUGAAUUCUUUGCUGAAAAUGGACUGGACUGGAUGAAUUGUGUUGGUUUCUGUUCUGAUGGUGCUCGAGCUAUGACGGGAAAAUUUGGAGGCGUUGCCACAAAAGUAAAAUCUGUUGCAGACAGUUGUACUUUCAUGCAUUGCAACAUCCACAGACAAGCCUUAGCAGUAAAAUGUAUGCCUGAACAAUUUAAACAUGUUCUCCAGGAAACCAUCAAAGUGGUAAAUUUUAUUAAAUCGCGAGCUCUAAACUCUCGUUUAUUUUCCAAACUGUGUUCUGAAAUGGGCAGUGACCAUAUUCAGUUGUUGCUACACACGGAGGUCAGGUGGCUUUCGCGAGGAAAAAUGCUGAGCAGGUUAUUUGAGCUACGUUCUGAGGUGCAGUUGUUCUUGAUGGAGACUGAUUUUGAAUUGCGUGAUCGGCUGACUGAUGAGCUCUGGAUUACAACAUUAGCCUACUUAUCAGAUAUUUUUAAUCGCAUCAACGACUUAAAUCUCAGUUUGCAAGGCAAAACAACAAAUAGAUUUUCAGUAAAUGACAAAAUAAAAGCAUUUAUCAAGAAAUUUCAAAUGAUAAACAAUAUCAUUUCGAAUAACCACUUGGAGUCUUUUUCUACUUUGGAAAAUUUUGUGGCAGAAAAUAGCCUUACAGUAAGUGACGAUUUCAUCGAGGACAUAAAAAAGCAUUGCCAAAUGCUUAUUGAAACCUUUGAAGAAUAUUUUAAAGAAGAUUACUCUGAAUUCUUGAGGAUAAGAAACCCAUUCACUUUGGAUGUGAAUAAUGUUCCUGAAAACCUAACUAUUAGCGAAAAAGAGUGUUUGAUAGAACUAUCUUGCGAUGAGGGUUUGAGAGCUGAAUUUACUAAACUACAGUUGUGUGAAUUUUGGCUAAAAGUUAAAAAUGAAUAUCCACCGCUGUCCAGAAGAGCAUUAUUAUUUUUGAUUCCAUUUACUACAACCUACCUUGUGAGAGCGGAUUUUCUGCUAUGUUACUUCUAA
Photinus pyralis (common eastern firefly) is the source of this 1785-nucleotide messenger RNA. RefSeq names its product zinc finger BED domain-containing protein 5-like. Lineage: Eukaryota; Metazoa; Arthropoda; Insecta; Coleoptera; Lampyridae. The transcript has a single exon. The record is from RefSeq and is a predicted model, not a curated record. Bases 1 to 1785 code for a protein of 594 amino acids.